Symbiodinium sp. CCMP2592 is the source of this 2406-nucleotide messenger RNA. NCBI's taxonomy places the organism in Eukaryota, Dinophyceae, Suessiales, Symbiodiniaceae. The record is from the annotation of a GenBank genome assembly.
AUGCCCCUGCUGCAGGACCCCCUUUUCGCCACAGUGGCUGCUGGAAAGAGCGAAGAGGUCAAGCCUCCCUGGCGGCAGCCUCCGGCCUUGGCGCCGAGAGUAAUAAGACCGCCUCUACGACCUGUACGACCUCCUGCACUACCACAACCGCAGAGCACACCGCCGCCGAGUACGCCGCCGCCGAGCACACCAAGGCCGCCGAGCACACCGCCGCCCCCAAGGACACCACCGCCAACGACCCCGAGUGCGCCGAGUACAGGACCAGCUGGUCAGGGGGCGGCGAGUGCAGCACGACCAGCAGGUCAGGGGCCAGCCGGGCCAGCUGCAAGGUCAGCUGCACUGGAAGCACGACUUUUGUCGUUUCGCACUCUCUUUGCAGAGGCGGCAAGGGUCUGCCAGGACGAUCCGUACGAGGCUUUGGCGCGACCUGGUACUUCUUAUCGGGAAGCUGCAGAAAAGCUGGGCGUCCACGUGGAAAAGGUCAAGAGGGCUGCUCACGAACUCGGCGGCCAGAAGCAAGAAGUCUGGAGUCUCUUACAGAUGGCCGAGAAUGCCAUCAUAGCCGUGGCCAAGCUGCCUGCACUGCUGACCCUUCUCUGUGCCCGGACACCGGCGCUUUUUGAGGCUUUUCGGAAAGCAGCUGUUCAGGCAGCCGAGAAGCCUCUAAGCCUCAUACUGUCUUUCGACGAGGCGACAGCUGGGAACGUUCUAGCCCCCGAUCCUGCAAAAAAAGCUUGCAUGGUUUACAUUGCUUGCAAAGAGGUUGGGAUGCAAAAUCCUGCUUUGUGGUGGCCUGUCAGUGUGGUGAGAGCUGACAUAAUGAAGCACCAUCUCCAUGGCAACCUCGGCAUCGUCCUCCGCCACUUUUUGCGCACCAAUCCUGCAGAGCAACUCACUGGUGGCUUUUUGGUGCAGGGUGCAGGCCAGCAGCCGUUCAUCUUGAGAGUGCGCAUCUCAGCGGUGAUAGCUGAUGGCGAAGCACUCAGACAGUCGCUGAGUUGCAAGGGCGCAGCAGGGCUCAAACCCUGUCACAUGUGCAAAAACGUCAUCAAGAAGAACCAUGAGAUGACAGGCUCCUUGCAGGGCUAUCUUCAGGACAUUUCUUCUCUUCCAGGUUCUUGGGAUCGCAUGACGGACGAAGAUAUUUUUGAUUUCUGCGAUGAGCAACGGCGACGAAAGAUGGUCCUCUCUGCGGCCGCAUUCAGGGAGGAAGAAACCCUGGCCGGCAUUGUCUUCGAUGAGCAGAGCUUGAUCCAGGACCAAUGGGCUCGACUUCAGCUGCCACCAAGUCUAUUCAUGUAUGACUUCCUCCACAUCUACUUCACGAAGGGUGGAGUGGCCAGUCUGGAGGUCGCUUACAUUGUGCAGCGAGCAGCCGCAGCACUGAACGUGAGCAACGAGGACUUGGCGGACCUGCUGCGAGACCAUGCCUGGCGAGUCCCUGGACACAUCAAGAACUUUGCAGGGCCGGCAAACCGAGCCCGUCUGUUCGACUCCGCUCGCUUCUUGGACCUCGCCUACAAGUCCAAGGCUUCCGACCUCCAGCAGCUCCUGCCACUGCUCGGCUGCUUGCUUGAGAUGUUGGACACGGACAAUGUGCUGCAGGCGGAAUUGCGCAGCUUCCACAAGCUGUUGCAAAUUCGCAGGGAGCUUUCCAGACUGCAGGCCCUGGACAAGGUUGAGUGCACACAGACUUUGACCAGGCUACAGACCGAGCACCACCUUCUCUGUGUCCAGGCUUAUGGACAGCAGAUCCUCCGCCCGAAACACCACUGGAGGGUUCAUGCUGCCGAACAGAUUGAAAAGUGGGAGGCUUACGUGGACACCGCACCCUGCGAGACCAAGCACCAGAUGUACAAGGGUGUGGCCGACAAAAACUAUGACACAAUGACGCAUCAUCGUGCUUGGUCGGAAGCAGUGGCGAUGAGAAUGGUUAUUUCCUGCCACGAGCAGCUGCGAACGUUCUUUGCAGAGCAGGCCCAAGUUUUCUUGGGGAAACCUAUCCGCUGCACGUAUGGAGCUGGUCUGAGCUAUCGGGCUGUCAGGCUUCAUGGCCGCCAUUGGGCACAAGGCGAUUUCCUCUUGGAGCCUGUUCCAGGACAAAUUGUGCGAUGCUUGAAGGAUUCCGCGGACAGGCCUGUCCUCUUGGUCAGGCAGUAUCGGCCGGUGACAACCGCGGUCUUCAGCACUGUGUUUCGCCGCACAUCCACUGUGCGCGAGUUGCACGAUUUGCGACAUGUCUAUAGCCACACCAAAACCCGGCAUCACAUGGCUUCUUUUCCAUCAGCGGCGGUGUCAUAUCGCUGCAAGUGCUAUACCACAAAAUAUCAGCGGCGGUGUCAAAUCGCUGCAAGUGCUAUACCACAAAAUAUUGCAAAAUGCACCAAAAAAGAUAGGAAAAGAUAA